AUGGACCAUGAUCAUACUUAUACCAACUACUUCACGAAUGGUGAGCAUGAAGCUGUUGUGACGAAACCACAACGCAGGUGGAAGAGAUUGAGGUUUAAAAAACGUAUCAAGCCUAAGCUAUUCUUAAAGAAAGUUGCAACCAACACACAUGACGUAGCUACCAGUGGCCAUGUUUCCACUGUCAAAGCUGAGAAAGAGAGAAGCGAAUUGUUUGACAGGCAUACUAAUGUUAUUGAAUACGGCCCUUCUGUUCAUGGAUACAACUUUAUCGCAUUUUCUGAGUCGGAUAUCCCCCAAGAACGAUCUGAUGAAAACCCGCCAUUGGUUUCAGAAAAGGAAAGCUCAGAUUCUGAGACAAGUUCAAACAGAUCGAACUUCCAAGAAACAUCCUCUGAGUAUAACUACAACGUGUAUUUGAAUGCGUGGGCUGAUAUUGAAAAUGGCAUAAAGUAUUACAAAACACCAUUCCCAACUAAAACAGAUGAAUUCGGGGAUAUAAGUGUAAGUUCAAUCAUUAAUUUCUUGGAAACUAAGGCAAAUGUCAGACAAGAAAGAAUACGCUGGCAUCCCGAUAGAAUGAAACAGAUCCUGCUAAACUCUGAUAUGUGGGAUGACCAUCAAGAAAAAGAUGUUACUCAUGUAUUCCAAGUUAUCAACGAAGCAUACGAUAGGGUAUAA
This is a messenger RNA of Pichia kudriavzevii, 678 nucleotides long. RefSeq lists its product as uncharacterized. NCBI's taxonomy places the organism in Eukaryota, Fungi, Ascomycota, Pichiomycetes, Pichiales, Pichiaceae. The transcript has a single exon. The record is from RefSeq and is a predicted model, not a curated record. The coding region runs from base 1 to 678 and encodes 225 amino acids.